CUCCUCUACCCUCUUUCCGCCAAGACAGAAGCGCUGGGAAACGUGCCUAAGGUGUUCGGUUCUUCUGACGAAGCUAAGGCCUCUGAAUCCGGCGACUAGCACCACGAAAAUUAGGCAUCCUUUACCCAAAAUAUAACUUCUUGAAAGCAAAAUGGCCACCGUCUCAGAACUCGCCUGUAUUUACUCUGCUCUCAUCCUCCACGACGAUGAAGUUACGGUCACGGAGGACAAGCUGAAUGCUCUGAUCAAGGCAGCCGGCGUGACUGUCGAGCCGUUCUGGCCCGGUCUGUUUGCCAAGGCCUUGUCCAGCGUGGACAUCGGCAGCCUCAUCUGCAACGUGGGAGCCGGUGGCGGUGCCCCCGCUGCCCCCGCCGCAGGAGCCCCCGCAGCUGCAGCGGCAGCCCCAGCUGAGGAGGAGAAGAAAGAAGAGAAGAAGGAAGAGUCUGAGGAGUCUGACGACGACAUGGGCUUUGGUCUCUUUGACUGAAGUGGUUUUUGUAAAACAUUCAGAAAUAAAUUGGAAAAAUUA
Molecule: messenger RNA, 529 nt
Organism: Brienomyrus brachyistius
Lineage: Eukaryota; Metazoa; Chordata; Actinopteri; Osteoglossiformes; Mormyridae
Gene: rplp1
Product: ribosomal protein, large, P1
Exons: 4
Coding region: 152-487 (111 amino acids)
Biological process (GO): translational elongation; cytoplasmic translation
Cellular component (GO): ribosome; cytosolic large ribosomal subunit
Molecular function (GO): protein kinase activator activity; structural constituent of ribosome; ribonucleoprotein complex binding
Source: RefSeq, a predicted model, not a curated record